AUGAAAGCUAUCUUAAUUGUUGUUCUUUUAGCUAUCACAUAUGGUGCAGAUCCAGAAUAAUGCUUAAAAGAGAGAUGCCCAAAUGAAUAUGCAGCUUGUUAAAAAGAAGUCUUUGGAUGUGCAUCAGCAGCAAUGAAAUGCAAAAAUCAAUGUGGAGGAGAUGAUGCUGAAUGUAUGUUGAACUGUGCUUUAGCAUCAAAGAAUGCCAAAUUGAUUGCAUUGUAAAUUUUUAUAUUUAUUUAAGGGCUCAAUGUGGACAUGAAAAAUGUGCUGAUGUUGCUGUAUCCUUCUGUGAUGUUGAAACUUGUAUUGAGUCUUUCAAGAGUGAAUGCACAUAAAACUUAGGAUUAAAAUCAUUUUAAUGUGCUUCAACUUUCUUCGAAAGACAUCCAGAAUGUUCAUGUGUAACUGAGUUCUGA
Paramecium sonneborni is the source of this 419-nucleotide messenger RNA. Lineage: Eukaryota; Ciliophora; Oligohymenophorea; Peniculida; Parameciidae. The record is from the annotation of a GenBank genome assembly.